CCUUCAGCAAUUGGUGUAGCAUGCCUGUCAUUGCUCCCUCUUGCUUCCGCUUUCUACCCAUACACACCUGUAUACACUGACACCCCAACUCCUCGGGGUCGCUCACUUCGCCUUGAUUCACGAAUCGAUUCUCAAGAUGGCUCCUUCUCCCUCCCAAUACACCGCACACCCCUCAGGCGGACGAACACGUACAACAUAAUCAACAACAACACCCCAAAGCAAUCUGAUAGCGUAGCAGUGGAUCAAGAUGGGACAGACUUCUCUUAUAUGGUAGCUGUCACUUUUGGGACAAGCUCGGAGGAGUACCAUCUACUGGUAGAUGCAGCAUCUUCGAAUACUUGGGUAAUGAGUAGCGAGUGUGAGACAGAUGCUUGCAAAACGCAUAGCACAUUUGGGAAAGAAGACUCAACAUCUUUGACUGUGUCAGAUCAAACAUUCAGCAUAACAUACGGCACCGGCCAGGUCAACGGCACUGUAGCAACUGAUGACGUCCACGUUGGAGAUCUCAGCGCUUCUCUCACCUUCGGCCUGGGUAUCGGAGUUUCAAGCGAUUUCACGUCCUACCCUAUGGAUGGCAUUCUUGGCCUCGGACGAGGCGACUCAACUUCCAACGCAAUCGAAGCGCCCUCACUCAUGGACCUUCUGAGUACGAAAUCGCUGAUCAAGGCCAAGUUAUUUGGUCUGCACCUUUCCCGGACAUCAGAUGGUGACAAUGACGGCGAACUAAACUUUGGUGCGCCUGAUACCGAACGCUAUAGCGGCGACCUCAACUACAUGUCCGUGAUUGAAAACGAGGAUGGAUUCUGGGAGAUUCCGUUAGACGAUGCUGGCGUGGAUGACAAGACCCUUGGGUCGAAAGGCCGGUCUGCAAUAAUUGACUCUGGCACAUCCUGGCUCAUGAUGCCCGAGGGCGACGCAGUAGCUCUCCAUAAACUCAUCCCUGGGUACACGCAGAGCGGGGAGACUUUUACGGUACCAUGCACGUCGAAACAGGCGGUGCAGCUCACGUUUGGAGGCGUGGUUUACAAUGUCUCCACGGCCGAUUACAUUGGGGGUAAGCUGAGCAAUGGGGCUUGUUCAAGCAAAAUCAUUGGACGGCAGACCUUCGGCCCCCACCAGUGGCUAGUUGGGGAUGUUUUCCUCAAGAAUGUCUACACUGUCUUCGAUCUCGACGAUUCCAGAGUCGGCUUUGGUGUCAAGUCGGAAGAAGCAGUAGCAAGCAGCACCGUUUCCUCGUCAGCCUCCGCAACUGGAUCGCCUACAGCAUCAGGUACGCCAUCCAAUGCUCCCACGUCCACUGUCGAGGAAUUCUCCGGUGCCUCAGCGACCCCUACUUCCCUCAAGACAUGUACUGCAGGCUCAACGUCAUUCUCAAACUCGGGCUCCGCUAAACUCGCCCCUACAGGCACAACUUUGUUGACUGAGGCUUCUACCCCAACUGGCACUGCUGUAGUGACUGCAGAAUCUCAGCAAUCCCCGAGCGCAACCGCUUCGCCGACGAACAAAGGAGCAGCCGUUCGAAG
Messenger RNA from Mytilinidion resinicola, 1523 nucleotides. Its product is annotated as acid protease. Gene Ontology annotation, biological process: proteolysis. The annotation marks the transcript as partial. NCBI's taxonomy places the organism in Eukaryota, Fungi, Ascomycota, Dothideomycetes, Mytilinidiales, Mytilinidiaceae. Gene Ontology annotation, molecular function: aspartic-type endopeptidase activity. The transcript is spliced from 2 exons. The record is from RefSeq and is a predicted model, not a curated record.